UCCUGUUCGUAUCAUGAUGACAAUGUUGGGGUAAGAUUGCCAAGCCCUAUUCUGAUGUAACUACAAGUUACUAUAACGUUACGGUUACUAAUAGCCAGCCCUUCAGCUUUACUGACUAGUGGCUGUUGUAUGAUAGCAAUACAGAUUCAGUAUCAAACCUAACAUAGAACUAUAACUUUAUACUCUAACAAACUAACAACAGGAGGAUAAAUACGGAGCUUUUGUCAAUUUUGUCUCGCCUCUGGUUUUGCCGGUAGAAUGACUUUCAUGUGUAUCUCAUCGCCCCAUGUUACCACUUCCUGCACAAGGAACGACGACGGGCAACACGCGUCAUCCUGGUCAUGUUACCACUUCCUGCACAAGGAACGACGACGGGCAACACGCGUCAUCCUGGUCAUGUGAUCUGUAUCGUUCACUGUAAUUGGCAGCGAAGGAAUGAUAUUUCCGGCUACAUAGGUUAGUUACCAUGCCAACGUAGACAGACUCUAAUUCAUCUAUUGAGACGCUGACAUUUUUUUGACCAUUUAUUCGUUUAUUGUGCAGUUUUUGUUAAAGCAAGAUACUUUGUGACUAUUUACUUCAAAUAAACUGCCAGCAGGAUGUUUGGUUGUGAGGAACGACGUUCCAAAAACAAACGUGUGCAGAGGGCGAGAGACAGAAUCAAGAAAGAUGGCGAGAUGACUAACCGUAUUGCAGAGCUGGACAGUAUCUGUGGUGUGAUGCAAAAGGCUGAGUUUGAGGGCUCCACACAGGCUGGUUCCAUGAAGACCCUGAAGCUGAGAGAGCUGACCCAGCAGAGAGAGACUGAGCUGGGAAAGGCUGCUCUGACGAUGGUCCGUAGAGCAGCACUGCAGGCCCUCCUGGAGCAUGAGAGACAGCAGUACGUCAUAGAGCUCAACAGACUGGGCAAGACCAUCUACAAACAGAGAGUCUAGACUCUAGUCUCCACUAGACCCAUAACAACACCAACGACCAUCUACAAACAGAGAGUCUAGACUCUAGUCUCCACUAUAACAACACCAAAGACCAUCUGAAGUUUAUGCUGAAAGCCAUCUAGCAGCUAGGAUGUGUGAACAACUAUAGAAUACUUUGAAGUAUUAAUGUGAAAACAUUUACUCACAGCCAUCUACAAGCACCUUGUUUACAAUCAGACCUUUUUUUAUUUAUGUAAAUACAACGACGUAAAACUGUAAUCCUAAAGAUAAAACACAUAUUAAUGUGUGCUUUAUCUGUAGGAUUACAGUUUUACGUCGUUGUAUUUGCAUAAAUAAAAAAAGGUCUGAUCUGUACAGAAGCAGAGUGGAUAAACUGCUUCUGUAAAAGUACACUUUUAAGCAAUAAACUAAUUACUGGGC
Salvelinus namaycush (lake trout) is the source of this 1355-nucleotide messenger RNA. RefSeq lists its product as uncharacterized. The transcript is spliced from 4 exons. The record is from RefSeq and is a predicted model, not a curated record. The coding region runs from base 600 to 935 and encodes 111 amino acids. Lineage: Eukaryota; Metazoa; Chordata; Actinopteri; Salmoniformes; Salmonidae.